UCCUGCUGUCGGUUUUGACCAGGUGGUUAAGAUUUUCAAGGAGGAUUUUAACUGCCACCCCAAUGAUAUGUUCGAUGACUUUGAGUGGAACGCAGUAGCCUCGGCGAGUGUGGCUCAGGUUCAUCGGGCGAAACGAAAAGACGGAACUCCGGUUGCAGUCAAGGUGCAAAAGCCCGAGAUAAGAAAGCAGAUGGAUUGGGAUCUAUUGGCCUACAAGGCCUUGAUGAAUAUGUACGAACACGUUUUCGACCUUCCUCUUACAUGGUCGACUGAUUACACCGAAAGGCACCUGAGACAAGAAGGUCAUUUAGAACAUUUCAUGCUAGAGUUUUCUUGCAAUAUG
Messenger RNA from Acaulospora colombiana, 343 nucleotides. NCBI's taxonomy places the organism in Eukaryota, Fungi, Glomeromycota, Glomeromycetes, Diversisporales, Acaulosporaceae. The record is from the annotation of a GenBank genome assembly.